Molecule: messenger RNA, 6761 nt
Organism: Scleropages formosus (Asian bonytongue)
Lineage: Eukaryota; Metazoa; Chordata; Actinopteri; Osteoglossiformes; Osteoglossidae
Gene: gli1
Product: GLI family zinc finger 1
Exons: 13
Coding region: 302-4885 (1527 amino acids)
Biological process (GO): regulation of transcription by RNA polymerase II; smoothened signaling pathway
Cellular component (GO): nucleus
Molecular function (GO): DNA-binding transcription factor activity, RNA polymerase II-specific; RNA polymerase II cis-regulatory region sequence-specific DNA binding
Source: RefSeq, a predicted model, not a curated record
CGUCCACAUUCUCGCGCAGCUACCGGUGGCGCGAGACGCAAAAGUGCGGGAGCGCGUUGGGAAGCACGCGAAGAAGUGUGUGUGGAGCUCCUUCCUUGUGCCUCGCGCGGUUGUUUCAGCAAGUAAAAAAAAAACAAAAAAAAAUGUUGUUUAACUCAACGUUCUCGACUUCUUUACAUCCACCCCCCCACACCCAGCAUGCGUAUUGUGCCGUUCAGAGAGCAGGAGGGCAGGGGGUCAGACUCCCAACAGCUGUUUCUUGUAACCUGAAAUAGUUGGGGUGCCGAGAUCUGUGCUCCAAAUGUGGGCAUCUGUCAGGGCUCGCGCUCGCAGUGAACGCGCAUCUCCGCUCCGCUCCCUCGGCGAAACCUCUCGAAAGAGUGAAAACACAACAAGUGGAAGCGUUCGUGUCACACGAGCUACAUUGAUUUCACCGAAGACGUGUAAUAAAGGCCUUCGAGGUGCCAUCACGAGCUUCCUAGCGCCAAUGCCAGUGGACAUGCAGCCGCACCAGAGCCUGUAUCACUAUGAGUCGGCGCCCAACCAGCCGUCCAGGGGCCUGGCUCCGUCGGGAAGAUCGGCGUACGGCGACGUCAUGACGCUGCGCCCCCCUCCGCACAGCGGCCAACCCCAGGACGGCCGACCCAUAUAUCCCCUGACCCCCGGGAUGACCGCGGGCUCUUGCAUGGACCCCUACAUGCGCCCCCCACACGGCCCUCCUUCAAACAGCAUGCUGGGACACCGCGGACUGCAGUCCACUGAUGGAGGCAACGGCAGCUCCUACUGCACCCAGAACAGCAUGAUCUCCUCCCACCACAACUUCUCCCUCGGCCAGCCGGGCUCAGAAAAUAUCGGAGGAGGGGAUGGCUCCCGCUUCUCGACCCCGCGCUCCAUGCUGAAGCUGAGCAAGAAGCGGGCGCUGUCCAUCUCUCCUCUGUCAGACGCCAGCGUGGACCUGCAGACGGUCAUCCGCACGUCGCCCAACUCGCUGGUGGCCUUCGUCAACUCCCGUUGCGGCCCCAACGGCGCCGGCUCCUACGGACAUCUGUCAGUGGGCACCAUGAGUCCCUCGCUGGGGUAUUCCGGCUCGGUAAGCUACCAGUCAAGACCCCAGGGAAACAUGUUCAGUGCUGGGACACCAGUAGGCCAUCCACCAGGACCCUGCCACCCGCCCCCUCCCCGACUGAUGUCCCACAAUCCGCGGGUCCACGCAUCUCCCAAGCACUGCCAGAUGAAAACGGAGCCGGUGCUGGGCAGCGUGAUGGACGGCCUCGGUGGCGCCGGUCUGGACGAGCGCUCAGAAGGUGACGUGGCCAGUCCUUCAUCCACAGGCACACAGGACCCGCUGCUGGGCCUCCUGGAGGGCCGUGAGGACCUGGACAAGGAGGACGGCAAACCGGAGCCCGAGGCCGUGUACGAGACCAACUGCCACUGGGAAAGCUGCAGCAAAGAGUUCGACACGCAGGAGCAGCUGGUGCAUCACAUCAACAACGAGCACAUCCACGGGGAGAAGAAGGAGUUCGUGUGCCACUGGCAGGAGUGUUCGCGCGAGCAACGCCCCUUCAAGGCCCAGUACAUGCUGGUGGUGCACAUGAGGCGCCACACGGGAGAGAAGCCCCACAAGUGCACUUUCGAAGGCUGCAACAAGGCCUACUCGCGCCUGGAGAACCUGAAGACGCACCUGCGCUCCCACACCGGGGAGAAGCCGUACGUGUGCGAGCACGAGGGCUGCAACAAGGCCUUCUCCAACGCCUCGGACCGGGCGAAGCACCAGAACCGCACGCACUCCAACGAGAAGCCUUACGUGUGCAAAAUCCCAGGGUGCACCAAGCGCUACACGGAUCCAAGCUCCCUGCGGAAGCACGUCAAAACCGUGCACGGCCCGGAGGCCCACAUCACCAAGAAGCACCGCGGCGACACAGGCCCGAGACCUCCAGGGUCUGUACUGCACCCUGGUGGACAAGGUUCAGAAAUGCAACUAGAGAAGGAAGAGAGCAGGCGAGAGGAUUGCAAGCUCCUGGCGCCGGAAACUUCCCUAAAGUCUCAGCCCAGCCCUGGUGGUCAGUCCUCCUGCAGUAGCGAGCGUUCGCCGCUGGGCAGCGCCAACAACAACGAUAGCGGGGUGGAAAUGAACGCCAACACUGGUGGCAGCCUUGAAGACCUGACGGCGUUGGAGGAGAGCGGGGUGGGCGGGGCUGAGGCAGGGGGUCUCCUAGGGGGCAUGGGCAUGUCGGCCCAGGCGCUGAAGCGACUGGAAGACCUGAAGAUAGACAAGCUGAAGCACGUCCGACGGCCCACGCCGCCUGGGCGCGGCGGCACCUGCAACAACAAGCUGCCCGCUAUCGCAGCUUCUGGAGAGGUGCUUGGAAUAUGCCCCCCGCCGUCCAUGUUGUCCAACCGACGUGUGAUGGAGCUGUCGAACCCGGAGCUGGGAGGAGGCGGUCCGGGCGCCUCGAUUUGUCCCGCCGCCGAGAGGCGGGGCAGCGGCACCAGCAGCCUGAGCUCUGCCUACACUGUGAGUCGGCGGUCCUCUCUCGUCUCGCCCUACCUGUCCAGCCGCCGGUCUAGCGAGGUGUCCCAGAUGGGAGGGCCGGGAGGCCACUCCCAAGCAGCUCUGGGCCAGAACCAGGUGGAUCCCCUAUCGCCGGAGACGGGCCAUCGAGCCUCUUCUUGCCGUGGAGGCGGGGGGCUCCCGGGCCUUCCCAGCCUCACCCCUGCACAGCAGUACAGCUUGAAGGCCAAAUACGCUGCUGCCACCGGAGGACCUCCUCCCACACCCCUGCCCAGCGUUGAACAGCCUGGGACGCCCGGAAGAAUGGGGGUCUUCCCCAGCGAGUACCACAGCCAACCGCUUCCUCCCUAUCUGCAGCAGGGAUCCGCCCGCCGGCACAGCGCUAACACGGAAUACGGCACGGGCAUCAUGUACCCCCACCAGGCCCCGGGGAACGGCACGCGGCGGGCCAGCGACCCGGCGCGUCCCGGCACCGACUCGCAGUCUCUACCCCGGGUACAAAGAUUCAGUAGCCUCAACAACGUGGCGGCGAUGGGGAGGCGCGGCGCAGGUGUGGCUCUGCAACACUGCGGCUCGGACGCCAACAUUGCGCGGCGGAUGUACUCGCCGCGACCACCCAGCAUUUCCGAGAACGUCAUGAUGGAGUCCAUGGCUAUGGGUGACCACACGACCAUGAUGGCCUCGGGAGAGAGGGCCUACGCGGAGUACCAGCAGCAGCACAGUCAGGGUCCGUCCGCACAGCUCUCUCCUGAACACGAGGGUAUGGUCUGUCCUGAGCACGCUUACCGCAUGUCUGCAGGCGUGCCAGGACCCUACCAGGCCCACCGAGGGGUCGUGGGGGCCUCCAGGACUGAGGCCGCGCACGCAGACAACGUGUCGGGGAGUCUGCUGCAGCAAGCCGAGUACAGCAUGAGCACCUGCCAGCUGAGCCCCUCCGGGCCUCCCUACCCCGGCCAGGGGCAGAUGGGCGAGGGCAUGGCUGGGCCAUGGGGGGAGCCGCCCGGUCAGCCCAGCAUGGACCACCGGACCAUGCAAUACCAGGACCAGGGCAUGCAGCUGCCAUCACGUGCGCACUUCAUCCAGCAGGGUGCCUUUGUCAACGCCAGUAAUGGCCAGAAACCGGUGGUCAAACCCGAGCAGCACUACCAUCCAUCGCUUGCAGCCCAGAACUCCUGCCAGAAUGCGAAAGUGCAAACACGGCAGAUGACGACGCCUUUGUCACCCCAGGACUUCUCGCAGCAGCGGGUUGGUCAGGCUGUGCUCCGGACAGGCAAUCCCAGCUGUGACUUCCAGGGCCAGAUGGAGGUCCAGUCAGUGCAGCAACAGAGCUCCUUCACCGGCCCCGGGGCCCUCAGUCUCGGCUGCGCCGGUUCAGCACUGGCUAGCGGCCGCCGCUCUCAGACGCCUAUGAUGCAAGUGAAGGAGAUGAUGGUGAGGAACUAUGUCCAAUCCCAGCAGGCACUCAUGUGGGAACAGCAACAGGACCAGAGGGGCCCAGAGAUGACCGUGUCAGGGAAGCCGCUCCAGCAGCCUGGACUUGCAGACAGCAUGGAGAUGAGUGGACAGACAUCCAUGUUGCAACCCAGCUCUCAGCAACAGCAGCCCCACAACCUCUAUCCUGGCACCAGCUACUCUGGGUACCCCAGCCAAAACCUCAUGAGUCCCUCACACAGCGGGGGACCAGGUUCGGUGCAGUCCAAAGACGCGCUUCUGGGGCCCUGCUACGGCCCGGACGUGGCCAUGCCCCGGCCCCCUCAAGGCCGGAAGCCCCUGAGCCGUCAGAACAGUCUGUCUCAGCAACCACCAGCCACCGGAGGGUACAUGGCCAGCCCACCUCACCUGAGCCCAGGAAGCUCCAGUGCCAGUCCUAGGAGAGCAGUGCGCUUACCCCCCAUGCAGCAGCAGCAGCAGCCCCCCCAUGGAGAAAUUUUGCCUGCCGGCAACAAUGCCAUGUACUACUCCGGCCACAUCCACAUGCAGCCCGACCUGGAGAAGCAGCUUUCACACCAGGAUGCCCAGUCGGGUUCCUGCUUGAACCAGCAGCACCUCGCAGCGAUGGAGCCGGGAGCCAAGUCUGCGUCCCUCGCAUACCCCGAGCCAGCACCCAUGUCCAAUGCUCUGGACAACCUCGAUCUGGAGAAUGCGCAGAUUGACUUUGCCGCCAUCAUCGAUGACCCCGAUCCUUCGUCUUACAGUCCGCUGCACCCUCUUCAGGGCCACAACCCAACCUCCUCGCAGACAUCCUCCCGCCUCACAACCCCGCAGACCUCCCUCACGCUGUCUACCGGACUGUCCAACAUGGCAGUGGGGGACAUGACCUCCAUGCUUACCUCCCUGGCUGGGGAAAACAAGUAUCUGAAUACAUUGUCCUAGAGAGGGAUGCAACUCUUAGCAACCCAACCUGAGAGACAGACAGGAAGCAGACUCCCGUCACGGUAAACCAAAGGUGCCUACUGACAUUGUGUACUUGUUCCGAGGCCUUGAUGUAGGAGCUGAUCCACGGGUGCUCUCCGCAUUCCGGCAGUUCCUCCGUCGACUCCACCAGCAAGUAGGUUGCCAGUUAACGGUGGAACUUCUAGCGGAACUGAAAGUUUACAUACUCAACUGAAUGUAAAUAAGGUAAACGCGUAUAUGCUAUUGUAUAUGAUGAUCCCGACGGUGAGGAGGAAAGCCGCUUCUCAGACUGCUCGCGUUUCCGAGAGCAAUCCCGUUCCGAAGGGAACGGCGACCCCUCGGCAUCUUCUCCACCGAAACCUGUAAUGAUGCAAACAAACAAACAAACCGUAUCGUCACGAACGAUGUUUAGACAGCGAAAGAUUCUUUUGGCCUCUGAUGUCUAUAACCGAACUCUAGGGAAUAAUCCUGAUGGGAAUAUGGAAUGUAAAGUCAGUAUUUAGAAGGCCUACGAGCCAUUGACGCUUUUUUCAUUCCAGAACUAUGAGCCAGGGGUGUGUAUCAAGAUGGAGAUGCCUAUACGUAACCACAGCGACACUCAUGCUGGGCAGCUGUUGGUUAGGUAACGUUCAAGUGCCUUAGGCGUCUGGCGUCUGCGGCCGCCCUCAAUGGUCUGCCUCCAAGAUUAUCAAUGCAAUAUCAAACCGCAUGACAGGGCUGGGCACCAAGAUGGGGGAAAACGCAAGGUUUCGCACCCAACUCUGUCUCACUGUUAUUGAGAAGUUUUCAGUAUUUUUCAGCUCUUAGUUCUGAAUGGGGAAUCAUGAAUGUUCAUGACGAGUGUUUGGCUGUUUCAAGACAUUCAAAGUACAUUAAGUGAAUUUUGGAUGUUUUUUUUUUUUUUUUUUUUUCCCCCCUUCUGAAAAAGAGGUUUUUAAAAAAAAAAAAAGAAAAAACCUGUUACGCAGGUGUUCUGUAGAGCGGAUUUCAGGGAGUAGUCAGACUUUGCAAGUCUAAUGGUCCCCAGCGACAGUAGUGAUGUUUAACAGACUGUUGCUCUGGGCUGAAGGCCUCACUUUUACAUAAUUAGCAGAAGAGUGGAGAGUAGAUUUUUGACAUAUCUCAGGCUUUAACACACUCUGCAGAUGGCCAUACACCAGUGCACAGCAAAGUGCCCUAAUCCACCCAUCACUCCCUCGUUGUAAGUAACUGCUUGUCUAGUUAAGGGUCACAAAGGUCCAGAGCCCAACCCAGCAGAUACAGGGCAUGAGGCAGAGCACACCAUUCAUGGGACAACAGACAUUUACAGUGCAGGAAUUUAAUAAUAAUAAUAAUAAUAAUUUCAUUGAAAUAUAAUUGAUAGUGAUUUCAUGGAUUGUCUUAUCAGCCCUAUGACCUUGUUUUACAGCCUUUAGAUAUCUUGUUCCUUUCAAAAUACUGUUUCUGGACCCAGUCUUCAUGGUUUUAAUUUUCUUGGCUCAUCGGAUCCUCCUGCGUUUGGCCAAAGAUUCUGAUUUGACACUAAAAGAAAAAGCACAUAAAUGAUAGCAGUAAAAAAUGUUAAAUGAAAUGUGCAGAAGGCUUUAUAAUUUUGAAAAGGAGCAUAUGAUAAAUGUGAUGUAUAAAAGCCUGGUUUCUUUUUUCCCCCUGUACCCAUUAUUUUAGUGGAUUUGUCUGUGUGUUUUGGUGUCCAUUCAAACUAUUUUGCUGGCAAAAAGAUCAUUUAGUAACAGAAGCAAUAAGAGUAGCAUUUAUUACAUCUAUACAGUAAAGCCAAGUGAUAUAUUUUUGCGUACAAUUUUUUUACCAUGUUUUUAUACAAAUGUAUUAUAUUUUACUGAUUUAUAAAUAAACA